Ctenopharyngodon idella (grass carp) is the source of this 6513-nucleotide messenger RNA. It is a transcript of the gene magl, whose product is annotated as MAX dimerization protein MGA-like. Gene Ontology annotation, cellular component: nucleus; MLL1 complex. NCBI's taxonomy places the organism in Eukaryota, Metazoa, Chordata, Actinopteri, Cypriniformes, Xenocyprididae. Gene Ontology annotation, biological process: positive regulation of DNA-templated transcription; cell fate specification; regulation of transcription by RNA polymerase II. The record is from RefSeq and is a predicted model, not a curated record. Gene Ontology annotation, molecular function: protein dimerization activity; RNA polymerase II cis-regulatory region sequence-specific DNA binding; DNA-binding transcription factor activity, RNA polymerase II-specific. The transcript is spliced from 22 exons. Bases 225 to 5948 code for a protein of 1907 amino acids.
CGAACAGGGAGCAGUUACGGUGAGUGACGUCACGUGCCUGCAGCGCGCGGCUGAUCAGUUGGUUUGGGAGGCAUUUCGGUUAGGAAGCGCUGAGUCCAACGAGAAACACAACAAACACACGAUAAUGACUUAGACUGAAUGCAGCACAACUUAAGAAAGACUCCCGCGCGUCCUCGAGCUCGAGCUGCCGUCUAACUUGUACUAGUUAGCGGCUAACCUCACCUAUGGCUCCGUUUGUCAGUUUUCAGAUGCUGAAAUCACACGAAUCAUGUGGCAGAUUUGACAGGUCUGUAAAUGACCCGGCGUUUGAGCGCCCCGCAGCGAUGGAGGAGACUACAGAGGAGGGAAUGCUGGGAAAUGAUGACGCUAUUAAAAACACAACAGAAGCCGAUGGAUUCGGUUGCGCUCAGGCUGUCGCUUUGAGAACCGAAAAGGAUCAUGGCAGCGAAUCGGCCGUACAGAACGACAGUAUUGACGUCACCCUGGAGAACGAGUCCGUCUGGAGCCGCUUUCACAGCCUCGGCACUGAGAUGAUCCUGACGGAGCAGGGCAGACGCAUGUUUCCCUGCUGCCGUUUCCGUCUGAGUGGUUUAGACCCCCAUCUCAGGUACUUCCUAGUCAUGGAUUUUACUCCUUUGGAUGAUUUCCGACACAGAUGGAAUGGGAAAACGUGGGAGCGCGACGGAACGGCUGAACCUCACCCUCAGAGUCCGGAGUGUUUUCAUCCCGACUCUCCGGCUCUGGGUCAGCACUGGAUGGACGGCCCGGUGUCCUUCUAUAAGGUGAAGUUAACGCACAGCACUCUGGAGCGGGACGCUGGCGUGCUUCUGCAUCCCAUGCGUCGCUACCAGCCGCGCCUUUUCGUGGUUCCCGCGAGCGUGUGUCCGGAGCGCUCCGUUCCGCUGGAGGGUCCCGACGUUCACAUGUUCACCUUCCCUCUGACAGAGUUCUACGCCGUGACCAGCUACCAGAACCCGCAGAUAACCCGGCUUAAAAUCGACUGCAAUCCCUUCAUGUUGGCGUUCAGAGAAGACGGGCCGAGUGCUCGCCUCAUCCAGAACAAACUCGGACUCGCUCUGACCGGCAGGUCUCCGUCACGGCCGUCUGUUGCCAAUCACACCGGGAAUAACGGAAAGGUGUCCGCUGGAGAUCAACACCUCAGCUCAACACACGCGCAUCAGGAAUCUGAGUCCUGUGAAGGAGGAGGAAUCCUGUCAAUCGACAGUGAAGGUGGACGGCUCAUCAGACCCAGAGAUGAACCAGCAGCUUCUUUAGAUUCUGAAUCUACUGAAGACGUGAUGACGGAUCCGGCGAGACCUCAUAUCAGUCAACCGCUGGGCGUAACCAGCCGCAGGAAACCCGCCGUUCCUUCGACCGGUCCGACUCUUUCUGCCGCCUGUAAUGCCAAGCGUGUUUACCGGAGGCGCAUGAAGGGAGCAUGGAAAGCCAAGGCUAAAUGGUGGUCCAAUGUGAAGUACGCGAGAGCGGCUGCUGCCCGGGUCAACAAAGCCAUGGACGUGUCCAUGCAGCCGGACCUGGAGGACGUGGAUGGUGUCUUGUUUGUGUCCUUCACUGCAAAGGAGGCGCUUGACGUUCAUGUCGGAAACAUGCGGAAAUCUGUACAAUCAUCUCCAUCAUCACACACACAAAAUCAGACGGAGAACUCGCUGCCUGAUAAAGGUCUGAACGUGUCUGAUCAUGGUUUAUCUGCAGCAGACAGAAUCUCUGAGCAUGAGCUUGUGUUACUGCAGCAUCUGAAGCAGCUGAAGAACAGACAGAUCCUUCAUCCUGGGCUUCAACAAGUUGGGUUGAAACUGAGUCUUCUGGAUCCAGCUGCUCCCAUAGACCUACAUUAUCUCGGAGUUCAUUUACCUUCGCCUGUUCUCGACCUCACGCCAUCCUCCUAUGCUCCUUUCGUGUCGCGGACCGGGAAGACUAAUGAUCUGACCCGGAUCAAGGGCUGGAUGGAGAAGUUCAGUUCCAAGAGUGCAGCUGACAGCAACCAUUCUGCAUUUUCCUCGGACAUGUUGGAUGAGUAUCUUGAAAGUGAAGGCCAGCAGAUCAGUGACCGCGCCGCUGUGUUUUCAACAAGCUCUCCAUCACCGGUGGUCUAUCAGCUGCCCGUCAAAAGCAGCAGUUACGUCCGAACCCUGGACAGUGUUCUUCAGACGCGGAGCGUGACACCAAACGUGUGUUCAUCCAGACCUCCAGUAAACAUUGUGCGUUCUUCCUCGAGAAGCACCUCUCAGCUCUCGCUUCAAGACCAUCAUCCUAAAGUGUCCAGCGGAAGAGCCAGAAAAGGUUAUUCCAGACAUGGGAGGAGGUACCGUCGUCAUAGGCACCAGCUGAGGUUCAACAUAGAAGCUGUCGAUGGAUCGCAGUCCUCCACAUCGGCUAAAAGUCUCACUGAGCUCUUGGCACAAGAAGAACACGCCGUCUUUCAUGGCAGGAGUCCCACUUACAUCACCACUGAGAGAGCGAGCUUUGCCUUGAGUUCACUGCUGACCACAGAGAUGGCGGUGAAGACGACACGGUUCAGCACGUGGCACGACAACGACGAAGCUUGCGUGAAGCACUUCUGCCGGCUGGGCUGCGUCUGUCACAGUCUGAACAGAGAGAUUCGCGGAUCCACCCACUGCAGACGAGUGCAGUGCAUGUUCAGCUGCGGCUGCUUCAAGCACAAGAUCCUUCUGAUCCGCUCACCAGAACUGAGCCAAACGCACAACACCAGCAGCCUGAUGGCCUUCCCCAUUGCUGACCAAGGAUCAGACAGCAGGCCUGCGCCGGCUCUCCGAGUGACCAGCCUGUGGAAGAGGAGACUGCAUGAGGACGACCUCGAGCCGCUCUUCACUCCUAAAGCAGCCGGUGUGCCGAGACGAGCGCAGCGCUUACACACCUACACGCCACGGCCCAAUCCUCAGGUGCAGGAGAAGGAUCCAGUUUACCUGUUCUUGGAGAGCAUGAUGACUUGUGCUCGUGUGCGAGAGUACAACAGUAACCCUCCGCCGCAGGUGCACUUACUGCCGCCCAAGAGACCUGAUGAAGCGAUCAAUGACGUGUCUCAGUCGCAUCUCACUAGUCCAGGCGUGACUGCAGGAGAGCCAGAGCCCACUAGAGUGCUGGAGAUCAUUUCUCGGUGUAACUGGGAGUCCCAUCGGUCUCUGGUGCUGAAAGAACUGUUUCGCUGCAUCAACAUGAACUGCCUCUCAUCUGUUUUCUCUGUUGACAUCUACAAAGUGGAACUACUCUCAAAAAAUCUUAAAAUGGACGGGUCCAGCUCCAUGUUAACCUACAAGGUCUGCGUGUCCCUCGCUGAGAAGCCAGGAAAGACUCGCGAGCCGAAGCAGGACGCGAAGAAGCGAGAGGAUGCGCUGAGAAAUCCUUCCUCUCAGAAAGUCAACAAACUAAAUGAGCGUGUUAAUGACAGUCUGAACACCAUAGAGGCAAAGCACUUUCCUCUUCUGUCACGCGUCGUUCCUGCUGGUAUUCUGAAGGCUGAUAAGAAGACGUUAGUGGGUUCUGGUCCAAUCAAGGUCAAUGGGAAAACGUACACUCAGGCUAAACUGCUGCUGGGCCGAAUGGGAGCGUUGCAUCCAGCCAACCGUCUGGCAGCGUAUGUGACUGGCAGGAUAAAACCAGCGCCUCAAAACACCAGCCACGGCAGAUCAGUUUCCAAAACGCCUCAGGUCAGGACGAGGUGUUCAAACUCGACUCCAGCGCGUGAUCCCUCCAAACGUACAGUGAGGCAAGCAAACCAGAGUAAAGCAGCUUUCAAAGCGCCAGCUCCCCAAACUCUGGCCAUCUUCAAGGCUCCUGAUGGCAUCAAAAGCACACCAACCCUCUUCAUAUUCUCACAUGUUCCCAAUCCUGUAGCUCCACCUCCAAACCCCACAUCAACAUCUAAUCAUAUGACAUCAUCUAAGCCUGGGCUAGAUCUGAACACUGUAGCCCCGCCCCCUUCUGUCCCGAACGCUGUAGCUCCGCCCCUCUCUGGCGCUGCACCACUGUCUAAGGGUGAGACGGUUCUCCCGGCUUCUGCUCUUCCUCCGGGACAGCAGGUGGUGCUGCAGCCAGUCGCGGGGAUGACAGGAGUGAACAUGUGUCAGUUCAACGGACAGAUGAUUCAGCUGGUGCCCGUCCCUGCAGCGCCACACAUGCAGCUCCAGAGCAGCGCAGGAAGUGCUCAACAGGAAGCGCAAACACCUACACAACUACCUCAGAUGACCAAAUCUAUAUUAAAUCCAGCACCUUCACAAAAGCCUUUUCCAUUCAUUGCACCCAGAAUCCAUCCAGUUCCGGGAAACAGCAGCUUUACCAUUGGAAGUGGUGUACAGAACGGUUUUCUUGCUAAGAAUAACACGUUUUCCUUCCGGAUAUGCCCGCCUGCUGCUGAGGGCAAGACCACGGGGCUCGAACAGACAGAAUCAGGAGGAUCCCCUUCCACUUUGUUACUUCCUGGAGGAUAUAGGUUAAUAAAACUGCCAAUGUUGGUCCAACCCAGUGUGAAUCCCGAGAGCAGCCCGUCUGGGUCACACGUGAUGACCGAAAGCACCGAGAAAUCAACCGCAAGCUCUGAAGAAAACCCUACGAGCUGCAGCCACGCUGAAGACACUGGUGAAGACCCAACCAGACACCAGCCCGCCGUUUCUAUCAAAACAGAACCAAGUGAAACUCCAACAGACGCUCCUCCAGUUGUCAUAAAAGUAGAGCCUUACAGUGACUCGCUGCAAACAGACAAACAUCACGACACGAGUGAACAUCUGUGCAGUGACGGUGAGCAGGAGUAUGUUCGCAUUAAGAUUGAGGAACCCUCCGAAAUGAACCAGUCGAAUCCGUCAGAUGACAACCAGAACAAAGACUCGCCGCACUGCGUAACGGUCAAAAUGGAGGAACCAGACGGUGAGACGGACAUCAAACAUUGUCUUAAAGCCUCUGAAAGCAGCGGCCCGGUACAGACAGAGAAAUCGCCCUCCGUUUCUGAUGCCCUCAGUGAAGCUCAACAACAUCUGAAAACAAACAGUGUUGGUGAUUUUUCAUGCCCUUUAUUCGUGAGUCCGAUCUCGGCGUUCUCAAAGCUAACAUUCGCUGUCCCUUUGCUUCCGGCUCAAACAAAAACACCAGAAGAGCCGCGUGAACACGCAUGUGCUACACCUGCUGACGGCAGUGAUUCUUUCAGCAGAAGGGCCAAUCGCAGGCCUCAAGAGCUUCAGAACCGCAUCCAGUGGCUGUGGAAAAGAAAACCACAAGCUUUGACCUCGGACGAUCCUCCUGCUGUUUCUGAUGGAGAACUCGCUGCAGGCGUUGAUGACUCGAGCAGUGCGCUCAUGUAUUCCAGUGAUGGAUGGACCACUGAAGACAGUAAUGAGAAGAGCAGUGAAGACGAUGUUGACAUUGAGACGUUCGAGGCGGAGGAUGAGAGGAAUAUCUGGCGCUUAAGAGAAAAGGCAAGACGGAAAACACAGCAAGCAGCUCCACGUCAGUGGCUCGCUAAACCGGUAGGAAAAGCGGCCCAUCAUGCAGUGCGGCUGAUGUCAGAUCUGCCUCUGUACAAGCGCACGUGGCGUCUGAAUCAAGCGCUGAGAGAAAGGAAGCGUCAGGUUGAGUUGCAGCGCAGUUUGGACUCGUUGAGGAGGACGCUGUGUGUCGAAGAACACGUGAGGAUGAGCACUGAAGACCUGCUCCGUCAGGCUCGUCAGGUGAUCACAGCUCUUGAGGACCACGGCAGGUCUCUGAUGGCACAGAAACGGGCUCUGAUCCAGCAGCAUUCUCACUAUCAGACUGUGAUGUCACAGCGCUCUGUGGCAGGAACAGAAUCACAUGUUAAACAGAAGGCAGCAGCUCCUUCAUCCUACAGAAGUUCAGCAGAAACGCCUCAACACGAGCGAUCCGAGCUGAAGAGAGCGUCACGUCUGCCCAACAUCGUCCUGCAGUCCUUCACCGGGAUUUAGAGAGAUCCGUGAUUCCACUUCAUCCGUGUGAAAGCAGUCGGACAGAGGCUGAAACGAGACGUGAUCCCGGUGCCGUUGGGCUGUGAACCUUCACACUAAGAAUACCAGAGUAAAAACAGAGUAUUCUGGAGUCAAAUCCCUCACUCAUGUGAUUCAUAUUGAGCAAUACUUCAUUUUUCUGUUAAUGAUGGGUCAGAUUGUCUGUUUUUCAGGUUUACAGCAUUAGUUUGUACAGUGUUUGUAAAAAGCAGUUUAAUAUCUCUUGAUAAUGAGUUCAUUAACCCACAUUGGGCAGUUUUUUCUACGGCUUCCUGUUUAAUACUGAUUAUGUAUUUCUGUUGUUAAAGCGGAUUCAUUUUUGUGAUUUAUGAAUCAGGCCUGUGUUUGUUUUCUGUCAUAAUCACUAAACUCAUCUGGAAAUAUCGCAGAUUUAUCUUCAUGCAUUAAUCUUGUAAAGUUUGUCUGUUUGUAAAUUAUGCAGAUUUCUCUUUAUCAUAUUGACAUGGCCUCAGGAUUGAGUUUAUAUUAUGGCCUUGUGCAUAAAUAAAAUUUAAAUCCAUGUAAA